This is a messenger RNA of Oryza brachyantha (malo sina), 1422 nucleotides long. RefSeq names its product transcription factor JAMYB. Gene Ontology annotation, molecular function: DNA-binding transcription factor activity; sequence-specific DNA binding. Gene Ontology annotation, biological process: regulation of DNA-templated transcription. The coding region runs from base 158 to 1048 and encodes 296 amino acids. The record is from RefSeq and is a predicted model, not a curated record. Gene Ontology annotation, cellular component: nucleus. The transcript has 3 exons. NCBI's taxonomy places the organism in Eukaryota, Viridiplantae, Streptophyta, Magnoliopsida, Poales, Poaceae.
GCUUGCAUCUUCUCUUAUUUCUCUUGUUCUUCUUCUUCUCCUCCUUCUUCCAUACACAUAUAUACCCUCAGCUCGAUUGCAUCCCUCCUCGCUCGAUCGUGAAGAUUGAUUGAUCGAACUAUAUAUCAUUUGGUUAUCAAUCAAGCUCGACGACGACAUGGAGAUGGUGCUGAAGAGGAGCGGCGGCGGCAUGGCGUGCCACCAACACCGGCCGGCCGAGCAGCAGGAGCCGGCGGAGCUGUCGGCUGAGCUCCGGCGAGGGCCGUGGACCGUCGACGAGGACCUCACCCUCAUCAACUACAUCUCCGACCACGGCGAGGGCCGCUGGAACGCGCUCGCACGCGCCGCCGGUCUGAAGAGGACGGGGAAGAGCUGCCGGCUGCGGUGGCUGAACUACCUCCGGCCGGACGUGAAGCGCGGCAACUUCACCGCCGAGGAGCAGCUGCUCAUCCUCGACCUCCACUCCCGAUGGGGCAACCGGUGGUCCAAGAUUGCACAACAUUUGCCUGGGAGGACUGACAAUGAGAUCAAGAAUUAUUGGAGGACCAGAGUGCAAAAGCACGCGAAGCAGCUCAAUUGUGACAUCAAUAGCAAGAGAUUCAAGGAUGCCAUGAAGUACCUGUGGAUGCCUCGUCUCGUCGAGCGUAUCCAUGCCAGCACUGGACCUGGUGACGAUAACAUUGGCCCUGAUGACGAUGGCAGUGGAGACUAUGGCAAUAACGACUUGUCGUGUAUUUCUGGUGUGACGAUGGCUACUAUUGCUACAUGUUUUGAGGGCUCUCCAAGUAUGGUGAUGAGCUCGUCUUCAGAUUCAAUCACUUCAGAGUCACAAGAUCUACAGAAGAUCAACUUGCACGUGCAUGGUGGUGAUGAGAAGAUGAGCUCUCGAGAUUGGAUGCAGGAGGUGGACCAUGAGUUUUGGUCUACACAGAUUCAGCCUAACAACGAGCAGUUCCAGGACCAAGAGCUCAACGGCUGGGUGCAAGGUUUUUCCGAGGGUAUGUCCGAAAGUCUAUGGAGCUUAGAGGACAUAUGGAAAAUGCAAUAAAUUUUACAUUUACAGAGGGCUUAUUUGUAAGAUAGAAUAGGUACAUCAAGGAGGGCAAAGAAAAAAGGUUCUUUAGUUUUAACUUUAGAAGUUACAUAUACACUAUCGAGUACACUCAAGUUUCUUUGCCAACUCCAUAUUUUUCUUUUAUUUUUUUGCUGCCUCUUUCGAUCCCUGAAGGGGUUUUUGCCUUCUAGAUAUCUAGGGGUUCAAGGAGGAGAUAUAUGUUUGUGGAUGUUGAUAUAUGAGUCAAUAUAUACUUAUCUAUAUAUUUAGAAUCUUACUGAUGAUUGGUACGAAUGGGCAAGUUCAGGCAUGUAACCUUAUGUGUGCAAAUAUUGUAAAUUACAUGUCCAAAUAUAAAAUAUUGAUCA